Messenger RNA from Haliotis rufescens (red abalone), 976 nucleotides. Its product is annotated as PCNA-associated factor-like. Gene Ontology annotation, molecular function: chromatin binding. Bases 113 to 433 code for a protein of 106 amino acids. Gene Ontology annotation, biological process: regulation of cell cycle; translesion synthesis. Gene Ontology annotation, cellular component: nucleus. The record is from RefSeq and is a predicted model, not a curated record. Lineage: Eukaryota; Metazoa; Mollusca; Gastropoda; Lepetellida; Haliotidae. The transcript is spliced from 4 exons.
UGAGUCUCCGGAAUAUUACGCGGGAGAGCCAGUAGAGCUGAAGCGCGCCAAAUCUGUCGGCUGGGGAGAACGAGAAGUUGGUUGAGCGAAGCGAAGGAAAUAUCUGAUUAAAAUGGUGCGAACAAAAGCUGACGGAGGCUGUGCUGCUUCAAGGAAAGUUGUUGCUGCGCGAGCCCCAAGGAAGAGUCUCGGAAGCCCAGCGGCUGGCUGCAGUAGCGCCGGGUCCCCAAAAUCAGGUAAGACAAAGUAUGCUGGUGGCAACCCUGUGUGUCAGCGGCCAAUACCGGACUGGCAGAAAGGCAUUGGUGGAUUCUUGAACAAAGGCAAAGAGAAUGUCGACAGUCAGUCCAGCUCGAGUAGUGGCAGCAACAGCGAUGAGAUUGAAGUGCUGGAGUCAGACUCAGGGGCUGGUGCUUCUGGAAGCUGCGAGUAGGACCUCUCUGAUCUCACAACCAACUACAAUACACCUCAACCAACAGCCCUUCAGAGUGGUGCACCAAUCACCAGUGCCUCUCUCUGGGGCUGAUCUCAAGACGAACUGCAAUACCCCACAACCAGCAGCCCUGAAGAGCAGUGCACUGUUCACUUGACCAGUGCCUGUUCGGGCCCUACUGCCACUGUACAUAGACGAAUGAAUGUGUGAGAGAAGUAUGCAAGAGUUGUGCCCCUUAGCUCUAAAUGCCUUAAAGUUGGUUAGUUCCAGUUUGAUUGUAUUAGGAUUCUGUUAGGUAUAAGUUUGGUGGCUGUUCCCAGUUUGGUAUUCCUUCGUGGACAUUUUAGAUCUCGGUCACUGCUCACAUCGUUCUUGAAAAGGAAAUGGGUACACAGUAUGAAGUGCUUUUGGGGAACAUCGUCAUCUGUAAAUAUCCACUUAAAGUUAAACCUAUUUCAUCAUUGUAUGCAAAGAUGUUUGUCAUAUAUUUUCAUGUAGUAUUUUAUAUUUAGCUACUGUGAAAUAAAUGUUUUAAAAGCGUAA